GUUUCCUUGCUGCAUGUGCACUGCCUUUGUGUCCUGAUUCGCUGUUUCUCCAGGAAUGUCGGUAUUUGCACGGAGAGUUUCAAGGACCUGCCUGUGGACAGAACGGCCCCUACGCACCUAAUGUCCUCUUCUGGUGCUGCAUCCUCUUCUUCUCCACCUUUGUCCUGGCGAGUUUACUGAAGAAGUUUAAAACCAGCCGUUACUUCCCAACCAGAGUACGGUCCACAGUAAGUGACUUUGCUGUUUUCCUCACCAUUGUCAUCAUGGUGCUCAUGGACUUCAUGGUUGGGAUCCCGUCGCCGAAGCUCCAUGUUCCCGAUGUAUUCAAGGUAACGAAAUGUUUUGGCCUGGAGCUGGUUUCACCCCAUGCUCCCAACCCUUGGUGGACGGUGUUGGCUGCGCUCAUCCCAGCUCUGCUCUGCACCAUCUUAAUAUUCAUGGACCAGCAGAUCAGUGCUGUUAUUGUGAACAGGAAGGAGCACAGGCUGAAGAAAGGAUGCGGGUACCACCUGGACCUUUUCAUGGUGGCCCUGAUGCUUGGGGGGUGCUCCCGGAAGCCCUGGUUUGUGGCUGCGACCAUCCUGUCCAUCACCCACGUGAACAGCCUCAAAGUAGAGUCUGACUGCUCAGCUCCAGGAGAACAACCCAAGUUUCUGGGGAUACGAGAGCAGAGAGUCACCGGCUUGAUGAUCUUUGUGCUCAUGGGCUGCUCCGUCUUCUUCACUGCUGUGUUAAAGUUCAUACCAAUGCCUGUGCUUUAUGGUGUCUUUCUCUACAUGGGUGUGUCGUCGCUCAGAGGCAUUCAGUUCUUUGAUCGCUUGAAGCUGUUUUGGAUGCCGGCAAAACACCAGCCGGAUUUCAUCUACCUGCGGCACGUCCCCUUGCGAAAGGUGCACCUCUUCACCGUGAUCCAGCUGAUCUGCCUCGUCCUGCUCUGGGUCAUUAAGGUGUCCCGCGCUGCCAUCAUCUUUCCCAUGAUGGUUUUGGCUCUCGUGUUUGUCCGGAAAGUGAUGGACUUCUGCUUCUCCAAGCGGGAGCUCAGCUUUCUGGAUGACCUUAUGCCAGAAAGCAAGAAGUUGAAGCUGGAUGAUGCCAAAAAUGAAGCCAAAGAAGAAGAGGAGUCCCAGAAGAUGAUGGAAGCUGCUGCUGCAAGUUCAGUUCAGCUAAAAGUGGGGAAGACCAGUAACUUGGCUAUCCCAAAGCAAAGCAGUGACAGGACUGAUCCUUCUGAGAUCAACAUCUCAAACGAAAUGUCAAAAACAACCGUAUGGAAGGCUCUUGCAGCGAACACAGAAACACGCUGA
This is a messenger RNA of Tauraco erythrolophus (red-crested turaco), 1304 nucleotides long. The record is from RefSeq and is a predicted model, not a curated record. NCBI's taxonomy places the organism in Eukaryota, Metazoa, Chordata, Aves, Musophagiformes, Musophagidae.